Molecule: messenger RNA, 2241 nt
Organism: Papilio xuthus (Asian swallowtail)
Lineage: Eukaryota; Metazoa; Arthropoda; Insecta; Lepidoptera; Papilionidae
Exons: 1
Coding region: 1-2241 (746 amino acids)
Molecular function (GO): zinc ion binding; nucleic acid binding
Source: RefSeq, a predicted model, not a curated record
AUGGCAAAUCUAAAUACAGAAUUACCCCAGGAGGGUACCUCCAGCUUAGCUGGAGGAGAAUCCCUCCCCGCGGCCUCGGCCGCGGGCUGCCCCUCGUAUUCUGGGGGGGGCAAAGACUGCCUUUCACAUAAAACAACGACCCAGGCAAUGACAACGGAAAUGUUUGCAAGCGAUUUGGUUAUGGAGGCGACGAGGCGCCCAUCCCUGGAUGGUGUCCUGAUGAAGGAGGCGAGAGUGGUGCUGGAGCGCGUUCCCAUCGAGGUCUUGAGCGCCUCGCAGCAAUGCCUCCCGGCUGUCAGCGACACACCAGACCCCGUUGCGAGGAUGGACUGCGACGAUGGGGCGGCAUCGGGUUCCGACUGCAGACCCGUCGUCGCGUCGGAGUGGUUUGGCGCGAAACGGCCCCGCCUUAGUGAUUGCUCGACGGAUGAUGACCGAGCGGCGUCCCCAGUGACGGCGAAGUGGCGCCAACAAGAGAAGAGGGCGGCGGCCAAGGCUCGGGCCGCAAGCAAGGAAGAGGACUUGGUGAAAGAAACAGGGCUUGCUCGCUUCCGGCGGGAAACGCGGGCAGCACUGUUUCCUCGCCCAGCGGCAGGAGGAAAGGACGCCGCUCAGAUCCAAGAGCAGGUACGGGAGGACUUGGAGAUCAUCACCAAAGUGGCGACCAAGUCCUCCAGCUUGAAAGGUACCUUUGUGCGGGCCUUGAAGGACGCCGCGGCGUCCAUCAAGGAUGCGGUGGAAGUUCUCGGGGCCCGCACCCAAACAGAGGAGACUCGGCAGCUGCAGGCGGAUAAUGCCCGCCUGCGCGCCGAAAUGGACUCUCUCCGCAAGGAGAUGGAGGCGAUAAAGGAUGACCUGCGGAAACGGGGUUCCGCGGGCCACCCUGACCCGGACGUGUCGAUGGAGGCCGCCCCCGCAUCACGGCCCCCGCAUUCACCGAACGAGGCGCUCUCCGUGGAGGAGAUCUGUCGUGCAGUGAUGGUCCAGGUCGGCGGGAUGAUGAACGCCCGCCUGGCCUCGCUGGAAGACAGACUUCUCCCGGAGAGGAACCUACGGCCGCCCCUCGCGGCCGAUAAGAAGAAAGGCGAGGGCACAUACGCUGCCAAGCUCGCCCGACAGCCACCCCAAUUGGCGGCUCAACCCGGCCCUAGCGGCACGCAACGCAGGGUCCCAUCGGCGCCGCAGCAGCGCCCAUCGGGUGCAGCCCAGACCCGGCCUAAGACCCAGGGGACGUCCUCUCCCCCUAGUGGAGGAAAAGAGAGGAAGAAGAAAAGAAAGAAGAACAAGAAGAAGAAGGCCUCGCCACCCGGGCAGCAGGAUUCGCAGCCCGCGGUUGGCGAGUGGAUAAAGGUGGGCCCCAAAAGGCGGCCCCAAGUGAAGAGCGGUGCUGCUAAACUGCAGGCGCCCCGGUCGUCGGCAGUUAUCAUUACACUGCAACCGGGCGCGGUGGAGCGAGGAGCCACCUACGCCAGUGUCAUCGCCUCGGCCAAAGAAAGAAUCAACCCGGCCGACUUCGGAGCCCAGGGUGUUCGCCUUCGGAAGGCCGCCAACGGGGGACGCGUUUUCGAGUUCCCGGGCGCCUCCAGUGGCGAGAAGGCGGACUCCCUGGCCCAAAGGCUGCGGGAGAUUCUGGACGAUGGAGUCGUCCGCGUCUCUCGUCCCAUCAAGACGGCGGCCCUACGGGUGGCGGGCCUGGACGACGCCACCACCGCGGCUGAGGUGGUCGCCGCCAUUGCUGCUGCGGGAGGGUGCCCUGCCGAGCAGCUGCGGGCUGGCGCCAUGUCAACCGGCCGCGACGGACUGGGCUCAAUAGUGGUCCAGUGUCCCGUCGUGGCUGCCAAGAAAAUUGUGACAGACGGUCGCCUACUGGUGGGCUGGGUGUCCGCCCAGGCAAGGUUGCUGGAUCCCCGGCCCACCAUAUGCUACAGAUGCCUGGCUCCAGGACACCUUUCUGGCCAGUGCAAAGAGGGGGCGGAUCGCACCGGUGUAUGCUUCCGGUGCGGACAACCAGGGCACAAGGCCCGCGGAUGCACGGCGGCGCCUCACUGCGUCGUCUGCGCCGCGGCCGGUGCCCCUGCGGAACACCGCGCCGGAAGCAAGGCGUGCGUCCCCCCAUUCAAAGGGAGGAAAACCAGAAGAGCAGGAGGGGACGGCCCGAGCCAGACGGCCGGACAGUCUUCGCACCUACCCAACCAGGCGGCGGCGCCGGGGGCUGAGGAGGUUCCAAUGGCCAUCGGAUAA